CUCUCUCUCUCUCUCUCUCUCUCUCUCUCUCUUAAUGCCUCUCCCUCCAUCUCUGUUUCUGGCGAUGCCUGAAAAUACAACAGUUUCUCUCUCUUCCUAACACCAAACACACACACACACACACAGAAUGUCAGAUCCAGCAGAUAACAAGCAUUCCAUCCCAUUUCCUUCCCGUGGGCCCCACCACCGCCGGGCGCAAUCCGAGCUCUCCUUCCGCAUCCCUGAAGACCUUGAUCUCAUCGUCGAUGACCGCCACCAAUCAGCAGCGGGAUUCGAUGGAAUGGUGUCAGAGGAUGAUGAUCUCGUUUCCACCUACAUUGACUUGGAGAAGGUCGGAUCCAGGAUCGAGGAUGGCCAAUUUGGGGACAGAAUGGAUGGGAAUUGCGGGGAUGGGAAUGGAGGCGAGGCCAAAAACGCACGACCACGGAAUCAUCACCAUCGCCAUAGUAAUUCCAUGGACGGAUCGAUGAUGUCAGUGUCGUCAGGGUUGUAUGGAGAGGUGGUGGAGGCGAAGAAGGCGAUGGCUGCUGAUAAGCUUGCAGAGCUGGCUGCGAUUGAUCCCAAGCGGGCCAAGAGGAUUCUUGCAAAUCGUCAGUCUGCUGCUCGCUCGAAAGAGCGGAAGGCCCGUUAUAUAUCAGAACUUGAGCGGAAAGUUCAGACCCUUCAGACUGAAGCUACAACUCUUUCUGCACAGCUCACAUUAUUCCAGAGAGAUACAACUGGCUUGACUACUGAGAACACGGAGCUUAAGCUACGGUUACAAGCAAUGGAGCAACAAGCUCACUUGCGUGAUGCUCUAAAUGAGGCGCUGAAGCAAGAAGUCGAGAAACUCAGGAUAGCUACCGGGGAAGUAUUGAACCCUGGCAAAUCAUUUAACUUUGGCGUGCCUCAAAUGCCAUAUAAUCCCUCAUUCUUUUCGAUUCCUCACCAAUCAGUAGGCCAUCACCACAACAUUCAACUGUCGCAGUUCCAUCCGUCCCAGCAUAACAUUCCCAGUCACCAAUUGCUUGCGCACUCACACAUGAUCUCAGAAAUGAUGAAGCAAGACCCACUUGGCCGAUUGCAGGAGCUAGAUAUCAGUGGAGGCUCACAUCUUGUGAAAUCUGAAGGUCCCUCGAUUUCUGCUAGUGAGAGCAGCAGCACCUUUUAACUGGUUACUACUGCCAUUGGUAGCAUACGUGUCCAUCAGAUUGCGGGAAUGGUGAGAAGAGCCAUGGGAAGAGGAUCAAGUGGUGAGGGCUUUCUUUGCUGCACGUGCAUAUGUGGCACAUGUACAAGGUCCUUGCAAGAUGUGACCCACCAUGAACAUGACUUGGCUCAGCAAUCAGGCUGGUCCACUCAUUGCUUCAAAAUGCAUGCAUGGUCCACCAUCAUGGGUGGACCAGCCCGAUUUUCUGGCCAUGGCAUGUUCACUGUGGCUUCUGCCUAAUGAAUGGCCCAGAUAAUGCAGACGUGUCCCAAAUCAUGUGUCUGCGAAGAAGAGCCCUAAAUCAACUUCACACCAACCCCCUUGCCACUCAUGGUUAGGUUUGUCCAUAGGCUGACAUCCAUGAGUUUCUACUUUCCUUUGGGUACUGUAUUUUUUUAUUUGAUUGGUUCUUUUAUGGUAUAAUCAUUUCUUGAUUAUUCAUCUGUAGGUUUCUCUCUUUC
Messenger RNA from Magnolia sinica, 1650 nucleotides. Its product is annotated as transcription factor RF2b. The coding region runs from base 128 to 1150 and encodes 340 amino acids. Gene Ontology annotation, cellular component: nucleus. The transcript is spliced from 4 exons. Lineage: Eukaryota; Viridiplantae; Streptophyta; Magnoliopsida; Magnoliales; Magnoliaceae. The record is from RefSeq and is a predicted model, not a curated record. Gene Ontology annotation, molecular function: DNA-binding transcription factor activity. Gene Ontology annotation, biological process: regulation of DNA-templated transcription.